AUGGCUGCAGUUCUGACGGGCCUGGCUGUGGUGGCUGCCAGCUCCUAGGGGGUCUCCUACAAGGGGCUGACCUGCACGCUGUUCGUCUUCUUCCACCUGGCCUGGCGGCUGCACGUCAACUUCCUCUACCUCUACACCAUGGCUUCCAUGAUGCUCAACGUGCGUCUGCAGGUUCACACUGAGGACCCACCGAAGGUCCUCCCCAGACCCACCGAGGAGCACUAAGCACGAGGGACGGCAGUGGGGGCCUGGGGGAGGGAGGAGAUGCUGGGACGGGCUCCUGCAUGGCCUUGUGAGAUGCCAGAUAGCCCUGGCCCUGCGAGGCGUGGUCGUUGGGAUGGA
Messenger RNA from Lepus europaeus (European hare), 342 nucleotides. RefSeq names its product small integral membrane protein 10-like protein 2A. Lineage: Eukaryota; Metazoa; Chordata; Mammalia; Lagomorpha; Leporidae. The record is from RefSeq and is a predicted model, not a curated record.